GACAUCUAUAGGCUAAAAUUUUUUCGCUCCGUUUUGCCCUAGUCGUGUGUUUCGACAUGCGGUACCAGCAGCUGCCUUGGUGAAAAAGUAAAAAUGUGACUGUGCUUCUAAAUGGGAGAAUAAAAUCCGUAAUUUUGCCGAAAAUACAACCCAAACUAGCAUGACUAUUACGUUAAUUCCUGCAUCAUAACAACCAGCAACCAACACCUUAUAGUCACAGAGCAGUGAAGCAUUAACAUCUGAGUUUUUCCAAUUCGAAAAAUUGCAGUGCGGUCUAUUCAUCUAAUCAGCAGGAAAAGGUAUAACAACAUGGCUGACCAACAGGCAGUAAGUGCGCCAGAACAGCAACAGCCACCACCGCCACAACAGCAACAGCAGCAAAUUCCUCAGCAGCAGCAACAAUCGUCUCCGGAACAAGUUCCGACUAAUAACAAACCGGUGGUCCCACAACAGCAAAAAGAGCUUAUUGCCGUCAAGGUAACCGGUGUGGUAAAAUGGUUCAACGUCAAAAGCGGAUACGGUUUCAUUAAUCGUGGUGAUACUCAAGAAGAUGUGUUUGUUCAUCAGUCAGCAAUCGCACGUAACAAUCCCAAAAAGGCCGUCCGUUCCGUUGGCGAUGGUGAAGUUGUCGAAUUUGACGUGGUUAUUGGUGAAAAGGGCAAUGAAGCUGCAAAUGUCACCGGGCCACAAGGGGAAGCUGUAAAGGGAAGCCCAUACGCAGCAGAAAAACGCCGUGGUUAUCGGCAAUGGUGGCAAAAGCGUGGUCAGCGUCGUCCAGGUCCUCCAAGAUCCAAUGAAGAUCAAACUGCUGAUGGACAAUUAGACGGACAACAGCCGCCACCCCCACAACAACAGCAACAACCUCAGCAGCAACAAAUGAAACAUCAAGCACCGCCACAGCAGCGACGUUUUCCGCCUCGAGGUCGCGGUGGGUACUCUUAUUAUCGAGGACCUCCACCGAGGGGUCCACGACGAGAUGGUCCACCGAUGAAUGACAAUGGCAUGAUUGACCAAAAUCAAAUAGAUGAUGGCCAGAAUGGCCCUCGAGGUGGACGUGGUGGCGGCCCAAGACGUUUCUUCCGUCGUAACUAUCGUAACGGAGGCAGAGCUAUGGGCGGUCCAGGUGGCCCUCCUCGUAGAGGUGGAUACCGCGGAGACUACCAAAAUGACUAUCAUCAGAAUGGCCCAGAACAACCGCGUCGUAUGCCACCGGCACGUGGCGGUGGACGUCCUCGUUAUCCACGUCGUGGAGCACGUAACACUCAAAGACCAAGAAAUGAUGGAGUAACUGGCGGAAAUAAUAACACCGUUCAAAACACCACUACGGAAAGUUCCGCUUAAAACGUUAGCGUAAGCAACUCACAAAGCAAGAAGAGAACAUCGCAGAUUGGUAUUUAAGAUCAUCAACAGAAACAUCACCAUCUCACAUAAGAACAAUCAGCAUUAACGACAAGAGUCAACCAAUGAGCAAACAGAUAAUCUAUUGGCAUCGUUGAUGAGACUGGUGAGUGGAAAAAGGUUCUUGAAGCGUAAAUGGAACAAGUUUUAUAGAAUAUAGAGAAGAUUAAAAACCUAUACUAUUUUAAAUGUAACUGUUCAAUUGACAACCAAAUUGAAUAUUGGAUCGUGUUGUGCGGGAAAAGUUUAAAUUUUGAAUCGAAUCGGAAAAGCAAAUAACACUGUAAUAUCAACAAAGCAAAAGCAGCUCGUUGGAAGAGAAGUGCGGCGAAGCACGUCGGGUUAGGUCGAACUUUACUAAUUACGCUGGCUGAUUAAGGCGUUCUCUAACGAUGCGCAAAAGUAUCGUAGUAAGUGCAGAAAACUGACGGAUUGUGCUAUAGUCCUGCCCCACAGAAGCAUAAUACCAUCAUUCGAACCAUCCGCGUACACAUUUGCAACAUAACACACCACAAACAAGGCACAGUCUCGCUGUGAAGCCAUUAAACAUCAUCAGGCUUAUUUUAAUAUCCUUGCAGGAAGAAUAGACUUUCUCGUCAGAAAAGCUAUUCUGCUGCGAUAUUGGUUCAAAACUUGUCACACUGUUAGCAGUACCGUUUCACUCAGUCCACGAUAGUCAGACGACUCAACACCCCCGUACAAUCGUUAAUGAACUCUGUUGUUUUUUCGUAUCGUUUUCUAAAAUUUUAACAUUUUGUUGCCUUGGAUCGUCAUUAGAGUCCGAGUGACUUAAAUUACCGGUAAGUUGAUAAUUGAUGAAACUGCGAAAUAAAAAAAAUCGAAACUACCAAUAUUCGGUUUGGUUCAAAAUAAAGUUUCUGAUUUGCUACUAUUUAAAGAGUAAUUAAAGUAAUACCGAGAAACAGAAAUUUACAGUAAUAAAAGUUUACAAUAUCCGUUGAAAAAAAUAUAUAUAAAAUCUAACCAAACAGCAAAAGUAGUGAAAAAUGUUUAAAGUAAGGUACAUUAACUCGCAAGAAGAGAAAGAGAACAUUAAAGCACUGUCAGGCUAGUUAGGAAGCAGGUCGUGCAAAAAGAUUCAAUCUUUACCACCGCUGCCGCCGAGUCAAGCCAUCAAAAUUCUUUUUCUUUUCGCGAAGUCUAGUAUCGUUUGUGUUACUUUUCUGUUUUGUGUUUGCUUUACUACAUAGUCAUGAGCAGGAUAUUUUUAGUAUUUCAAACCGGGGCGCUAAACGCGCUUCGUCUUUUUAUUUUAAGCAGAUUCUAUAAAAACAUUUUACGUAGCUACACACACCGCACUAUCUACAGACAAAAGUGAAGCAUUUUAUAUCUAUGAUCUUUGACGAGUAGAAUUAUUUUAAAAAUUAUCUAACCCCUCUUUCAACCAAAAAUAUUCAACAAGGGCAAACAUAUGCUAGGAACAAUUUAUUCAAAAACAACAUUAAAUGUACUUGCCGAUAUGGAUAUGGAUACAUGAAAUAAUUAAAGAAUAACAGGCAACACGAAGGAGAGAAAGGAUAAAAUCAGUUCUCUAAACAAUGCUAUAAACUGUAAGGAAUGAUAAAAGUAAACUACUUAAAUAAGAAAGAAAAAACUUGUACUAGUAAUAAAGAUUAAACGUUCGAUUGCUCCAUAAAAACAUGCGUAACAAAUAAGGAUACAGUACAUUUGAAGUAAACGCUGAGAGUGCAUACAAGCGGUACAAGAAUAUUAAAACGCAAGAGACCUACAAACCAUCUGCCGAAUUGUGACUACGCUAACUUAACAUCAGAACAGCAAACAUACUUUAAUUGAUUUAUGAAAACAAAAAAAAAAUGGAUUAAAUCUGCAAAA
Molecule: messenger RNA, 3252 nt
Organism: Sabethes cyaneus
Lineage: Eukaryota; Metazoa; Arthropoda; Insecta; Diptera; Culicidae
Gene: yps
Product: Y-box factor homolog
Exons: 1
Coding region: 310-1341 (343 amino acids)
Biological process (GO): regulation of gene expression
Cellular component (GO): nucleus
Molecular function (GO): nucleic acid binding
Source: RefSeq, a predicted model, not a curated record